Labeo rohita (rohu) is the source of this 2466-nucleotide messenger RNA. RefSeq names its product ras-related protein Rab-8B-like. Gene Ontology annotation, molecular function: GTP binding; GTPase activity. Lineage: Eukaryota; Metazoa; Chordata; Actinopteri; Cypriniformes; Cyprinidae. Bases 93 to 716 code for a protein of 207 amino acids. Gene Ontology annotation, biological process: regulation of exocytosis; protein localization to plasma membrane; Golgi vesicle fusion to target membrane. The record is from RefSeq and is a predicted model, not a curated record. The transcript is spliced from 7 exons. Gene Ontology annotation, cellular component: trans-Golgi network transport vesicle; synaptic vesicle; plasma membrane.
CCUCGCUCGACACCGUAUGAUUUUUGUGUCAAUGCCAUGAACAAGGGAAACUGUGUGCACUGUCAUUCAUAAGGGAAAUACCGGCUUGGUAAAUGGCGAAGACUUACGAUUACCUUUUCAAACUCUUGCUAAUAGGAGACAGCGGAGUGGGAAAGACAUGUCUGCUGUUCAGAUUCAGCGAGGACGCGUUUAACACCACCUUCAUCUCCACUAUCGGAAUCGAUUUCAAAAUCAGAACUAUCGAGCUAAAUGGGAAGAAAAUCAAGCUGCAGAUAUGGGACACAGCAGGACAGGAAAGAUUUAGGACGAUCACCACGGCGUACUACAGAGGUGCUAUGGGGAUUAUGUUGGUAUAUGACAUCACCAGCGAAAAGUCAUUUGAAAACAUUAAAAACUGGAUACGCAACAUUGAGGAGCAUGCGUCAUCUGAUGUAGAGAAGAUGAUCCUCGGAAACAAAUGUGACAUGAACGACAGGAGACAGGUGUCCAAAGAGAGAGGAGAGAAAUUGGCAAUUGAUUAUGGGAUCAAGUUUUUGGAAACAAGUGCCAAAACCAGCAUAAAUGUCGAAGAGGCCUUUUUCACCCUUGCCAGAGACAUUAUGGCUCGACUUAACAGGAAAAUGAAUGACGGUGGUCAAGCAGAUAGUGGAGGGCCGGUGAAGAUUUCAGAGAAGCGCUCCAAAAAGCACAGCAUCUUCAAGUGCGCUCUGCUGUAACUCUUUUACGUCAAGUGGAUGCAGUACGUUCACUCGCUGUGUCUUUGCGGCAGCCAGAAAUGCUCUGCUGGUAUAACAUAUCACAUGAGCCCCUGCAAAGAGCUGGACUAUCAGGCUCAAGAACGGAUGAAGGUUCGUGUUUCCAAGCCCUUAAAGUCAAGAUGGGAUAGAGGAAUGAUUCAGCUUUGGACGAUUUAGUCGGUGGUAGAGUCACAAUAGGAAAUGUUUCCUUUGUUGUGUGGUGAUAAUCGUGAUGAUUGUGUCAAAAGAUAAUGGAUCAAAUAUGAAUGGUUUUGUUUUGAAAUGUUUUUGUAAAAUAUGCUUUAUGGACACAGCACACGCUGUCUUAAAACAUUUGCUGCUGAAGGCUUAAAUGUAUCAUGUACAGUAUUUCUGAAUUAGUCAGUGAGUCUGUUUUGUUGUAAUGUGUUCCUGGGUGUCUUUUUACAGCAUAUACACUGUGUUGCACUGGUUUAAAAAAUUUAAUAGAGAAAAUGCAAUUUUUAGAAUGUCGGUGGAUUAAAAGCACUUUAUAUGUGUUUUCAAUGAGCUCUCCUCACAGGCACAUGUCCAUGUAUAGCACAGACAGACAUCAAUCCAUCUGCAGUGCAUGAUGGGUGAAGGAACAUCGUCAGGUCAGGUAUCAAAGGGAACACAACUUACUUGACAAAAUCACAGUCACCCAUUAGGAAGUAUGUGUGUCUGACGCAGCCAAACCUGAGAAACAUCAGUUUUAAAGAAUUAAAGAGAAAUUGUGCCUGUGUUGUAAGAUAGAUCCUUAGCCUUAGGGUGAUAAAAUAUAGGAUUUAUAUUCAAAAUUCAGUCUAGCACUGAUUUGUGAAAAUUUUGUGACUUUUUUGAAUAUGAAAAUGAUCAUUAACUAUUUAAUUAGCAUUUAAAUUCAUGCUUCAGUUUGAAAACAGGCUGCUUUGCCAUGUGACAGCAAGUAUAGACGUCCUUGUGUCAAUGCUACAGUAUGUUUUGUAUUUCGCUAAACAAGAAAGCCACUAAUGCAUGUUUAUGAAAACUCAUUAACAGAAACUGAGCUUCUUUGUAUUCCAACUUGGUAUUUCUUGUUCAUUUUUUUUUAUCAAAAUCAUCCAGUUUACAUUUUUUUUCACCAUAGGCUCUUAAAAGAAACAUACAGUUGCCAAAAAGUGUUUUUCCUGCUGUACUGUCAUUUUGUGUAGUUGUUUUACUCAAAGGAUGCAGGGUGAAUGCAACUGGUUUGAUAAGAACUUUUGUUUUCAACUGUGUGCAUCCUAUUCAAACUGCACUAACAGUUGUGUCAGAAGGAGUAGUACAGAUUACAGCAAUAAAACGUCCCCAUUUGGGAAUUCUCUCUUCCGACUACUUGUGCUGAUACUGGGGACCUUAAUGCCUUGGAACUGUAUCCAUUAAUCUGAGUUGGACUGUUUGAAUCUGGAUACCACCUAGUUUGAAAUAAUGUUUUUGGGAUCAUCAAUUCUCUUCAACAAAUGUAGCAUAUAUCAUGACCACUGAUAUUCAGAUGGGACCAUUGUUAUGCAUGUAUUUUCUUUCAUAUUUGUGACUGUAUGACUGAAUUUCUAAGAGAAAACUUGGUGUUAUUGGACUCUUUAUGCGACCUGCUACCUAAAAAGCUACAAUGUGCUGAUUUAAUCGUGUUAAAACCUUAACAAAGAAAAUGUGAACAAGAAUUUGAAGUGUGGUUUUAUUAAUUGUAGACUUUUAUACUACAUAUAACCAAAGUAAAUACUGUAUAAACAUA